CGCUCGAGCUCUGGUCUAUGGCACCCUUUGAUUUGGACGCUUGCAUCGAGCAACUACUCAGGAAACAACUGCUACACGAGGCAUUACUACGAGAGAUAUGCGAGAAAGCCAAGGAGGUGCUCAUGCGCGAGUCCAACGUGGUCCAUGUUAGUGCUCCAGUGACAGUGGUCGGCGACAUCCAUGGCCAGUUCUACGAUCUCGUAGAAAUAUUUCGCAUAGGGGGAUACGCGCCGAACACGAAUUACCUCUUCUUGGGUGACUAUGUCGAUCGCGGGCUCUUCAGCGUCGAGACAAUAUCACUCUUGACAUGUCUGAAACUCCGUUAUCCUGAUCGCGUGCAACUUAUACGAGGAAAUCAUGAAUCACGCGCUGUUACGCAAUCAUAUGGCUUCUAUACUGAAUGCUUCAGGAAGUAUGGCUCAUCGCAUGUAUGGACAUACUUCACGGACAUGUUUGACUUCUUGACCUUGUCUGUCGUAAUUGACGAUAAGAUAUUCUGUGUACACGGUGGGUUGUCGCCGUCGAUACAUUCCAUAGACCAGAUCAAAGUCGUAGAUAGAUUCCGAGAGAUUCCCCACGAAGGGCCGAUGGCGGAUCUCGUGUGGUCUGACCCAGACGCUGAAAAAGAAGAUUUCGCAAUAUCCCCGAGAGGAGCUGGGUAUACCUUCGGCUCGGGAGUCGUUUACAAAUUCCUCGAAACAAAUAAGAUGACGCACAUUCUUCGCGCACAUCAGCUAUGCAUGGAGGGCUAUGCAUCGUUAUUUGACAAGCACCUAUCCACCGUGUGGUCCGCUCCGAACUAUUGCUAUCGGUGUGGGAACUCGGCAAGCAUACUGGAAGUUGGGCCCGGCGAAUCGAUGUUCUUCAACGUCUUCCAGGCAGCUCCAGAAAACGAGAGAGAUGGGCCGAGUCAACAAGCCGCGCAGAAUGCGGGCGGCAAGUUACCCGAGUACUUCCUGUAAAUUAUCUAUAAUGAUAGAUACCCUGCCAUCUUCGAGGAAAGCUGUAUCAACGUCGUUUUCGCAUAAUCGUAACAGUCCUGCUUGUACUUCAGAGAGAACAUGUAAUCUAUCGUUGGGCCAUCCAGAUCC
Molecule: messenger RNA, 1091 nt
Organism: Laetiporus sulphureus 93-53
Lineage: Eukaryota; Fungi; Basidiomycota; Agaricomycetes; Polyporales; Laetiporaceae
Product: Metallo-dependent phosphatase
Exons: 8
Coding region: 18-962 (314 amino acids)
Biological process (GO): peptidyl-serine dephosphorylation
Cellular component (GO): FAR/SIP/STRIPAK complex
Molecular function (GO): protein serine/threonine phosphatase activity
Source: RefSeq, a predicted model, not a curated record